Molecule: messenger RNA, 1315 nt
Organism: Pararge aegeria (speckled wood butterfly)
Lineage: Eukaryota; Metazoa; Arthropoda; Insecta; Lepidoptera; Nymphalidae
Product: prostatic acid phosphatase-like
Exons: 7
Coding region: 61-1245 (394 amino acids)
Biological process (GO): dephosphorylation
Molecular function (GO): phosphatase activity
Source: RefSeq, a predicted model, not a curated record
CGGCUCGUGAACGCGCGUAGAUAAUGCCGAUAAGAAACCAACGCUAGGUUUUAUUGUACAAUGGAAUCCGUGUAUGUCAUAGUUCUGAUGAUAGUGGCGUAUGUUGACGUUCAACAUGCAGAAGAGACUUCUGGCCUAACAACAAACCCAAACAAUAAGAUGGGAAUGGUUGAAAAUCGCCUGACUGACACUGAGCUGCUAAUGUCUUUUGUGGUUUUUCGUCAUGGUGACAGAACACCAGAUCAGGAAGAAUUAGACAAGUUCCCAGGGGAUCACCUGAAUAAUAAUAUAUUCUUUCCGUAUGGCAAAAAGGCUUUGACAAAUAAAGGCAAGCAGAGAGGCUUUCGCGUUGGUGAAUACUUGAGGAAUCGAUACAAUAAUAAACUUAUAUCCAAAUUAUAUUUGCCUGAUGAGACUUCUGUGCGGACUACGGACUACGCGCGAACCAAGAUGACGGCAUUGACUGCACUGGCUGCCAUCUUUCCUCCAACCCAAGCACAGAGGUGGAAUCCAUUUUUGAACUGGCAACCGGUGCCCUACGACACGGAACCUCACGAGGAUGAUGACUUGCUAUACUACUAUAACUGUCCACGAUAUCUUAAACUAAGGGAAAAGGUAUAUGGCUUGCCGGAGGUUCAGAAAUUGAUAAAGCCGUAUGAAAGCCUCUUCAAAUAUUUAAGUCUGAAAACAGGAACUAAUAUAACCACAUUAGAAGACGUUUUCUAUUUAGAUAACUUGUUUCAGACUUUAGCAAAUGUAGGAGUGAAUCCUCCAACUUGGGCCCAGGAGGUGAUGCCAAAAAUUAAAGAAAUUACAAAGAUUGAAUAUGCCUGCCAAUUCUAUGAUAGUGAAUUGAUACGCUUAUCAACAGGAAUACUUUUGGGGGACAUAUUAAACGCGACGAGUGCCGCUAUGACAGGAGACAAAGAGCAACCAAACUUGCAAUUAUACUCUGCCCACGAGAACAACGUUGCAGCACUUAUGGCAGCAGUAGGAGUUUUCAAGCCGCACCAGCCUAAAUUUGGAUCAGCGAUACUAUUGGAAUUUAGGAAGCGACUGUCGACAGGGCAGUAUGGUUUUACUGCGGUAUACGCACCAGAUGCCGGUGGUCCAGGAAUUAUUCUUCCAAUCUCCGGAUGUGGGGGGCAGCCAUUUUGUGACUACGACACUUUCAUUACUUUGACGAAGAAUAAUGUACUUUCCCGGAGCGAAUACAAGGAACAGUGUUUCAUUCUUGACGUAUAAUGUAGAAUAUAAUAAUUUAAAGCAUUAUUUAUUUAAAGCUUUUAAGCUUAGCUUGUUAUCAAAAAUUAUA